UCCCCACCUGCCUGCCCGCGGUCGGCGCCAGCACAAGUAGAGGGCGUCUUCCUUCCCCUGCGGCCCCAAGCCAAGUGGAAGACUUUUCUCUAAGUUUCCCUCUCCGAAGCCCCGCGGGCCUCCCGUGCACCAGCCCCAGCCCUAGCCCCAGCCUGCGGAGGCGGCACCCAGAGGUUGGGCGCCCGUGAGGCGCCUUGGCCUCAGCACCUCCCGCCCCCAGGCCCGGCCCCGGGGGCGCGGCCGCCCGGGCCUCCGUAUGCCCCAGGGGGCUUCGGGCCGCGAGCCGCUGCCGAAUGGCUUUUGACAAAAAAACCCUUGACCACCAAGGCCAGCCUCUUCCUGAAAGCCCCGCUCGCUCCGAUACAGGAAGUAGAAGGGAGCGAACGCCCCAGAGCGCGGCGGCAGCGGCGGCCUGGCCCUUCCCGAGGGCCAGAGCCAGGGACAUGCGGACGCCCGGGACUCCGCGUUCCGCGCGUCCCGGCGCCUGAGCGCCUCCGUUCCCUGUCCCGGAGCUGCCGGCGGCAUGAUCCGACACGCCGGGACGCCAGCGCGCGGGGACCCCACGGGUCCGGUUCCAGUUGUUGGCAAAGGAGAGGAAGAGGAAGAUGGCAUGGGGCUUUGUCUGCCAGCCACCCCGAAGAACUGCCUUCCUCGCCGCCGGGGCAUCAGCGUCCUGGAGAAGCUCAUCAAAACAUGCCCGGUGUGGCUGCAGCUGAGUCUGGACCAGGCAGAGGUGGCCAGAAUCCUGCACCGGGUGCUGGCCGGGAUGUUCCUGGUCCGCCGGGACAGCAGCUCGAAGCACCUGGUGCUCUGUGUCCACUUUCCUUCCCUGAACGAGAGCUCGGCCGAGGUGCUCGAAUACACCAUUAAGGAAGAAAAGUCGAUAUUGUACCUGGAAGGCUCAGCUCUUGUGUUUGAGGACAUCUUCAGACUGAUUGCAUUCUACUGUGUCAGUAGAGACUUACUGCCCUUCACACUGCGGCUACCCCAGGCCAUCCUCGAGGCCAGCAGCUUCACGGACCUUGAGACCAUCGCCAACCUGGGUCUGGGUUUCUGGGACUCCUUGCUGAAUCCUCCACAAGAAAGAGGGAAGCCAGCAGAGCCCCCAAGAGACCGGGCCCCCGGAUCCCCCCUAGUCUCCAGCCUCAGGCCCACAGCCCAUGACGCAAACUGUGCCUGUGAAAUCGAGCUGUCGGUAGGAAAUGACCGCCUGUGGUUUGUGAAUCCUAUUUUCAUCGAGGACUGCAGCAGCGCCCUGCCCACCGACCAGCCACCUCUUGGAAACUGCCCUGCACGCCCCUUGCCGCCCACCUCUGAUGCUACCUCGCCCACCUCCAGGUGGGCCCCACGCCGCCCACCACCCCCUCCCCCAGUGCUGCCCCUGCAGCCCUGCAGCCCAGCCCAGCCCCCUCUGCUUCCUGCUCUUUCCUCCGCCCCUGCCUGUCCUUUGCCCACCUCUCCCCCAGUGCCUGCCCCCCACGUCACACCCCAUGCCCCGGGUCCCCCAGACCAUCUGAACCAGCUGCCCAUGACAACCUGCGAGAGACUCCCAUGCCCCACUGCAGGCCUGGGCCCCCUCAGGGAGGAAGCGAUGAAGCCAGGGGUAGCCUCCAGUCCCUUGCAGCAGGCCCCCGCCCCGCCACUGCCUGCGAAGAAGAACCUUCCCACUGCCCCUCCCAGACGCCGCGUUUCCGAGAGGGUGUCCUUAGAAGACCAAAGUCCGGGGAUGGCGGCAGAGGGGGACCAGCUCAGCCUGCCUCCCCAAGGGACCUCAGACAGCCCUGAGGACACGCCCCGGGGGAGCACGGAGCAAGGCCAGGACACAGAGGUGAAAGCCAGCGAUCCCGACAGCGUGCCGGAGCUGCCCAGGAAGGCCAAGCAACCCCCAGUGCCGCCCCCCAGGAAAAAACGGAUCUCUCGACAACUGGCCUCGACCCUCCCCACUCCCUUAGAGAACGCUGAGCUCUGCACACAGGCAAUGGCCUUGGAGACACCCACGCCAGGUCCACCCAGAGAGGGCCAAAGCCCUGCUUCUCAGGCUGGGACUCAGCACCCUCAUGCCCAGGCCACUGCCCAUUCCCAGAGCUCUCCAGAGUUCAAGGGCUCCCUGGCCUCCCUCUCAGACAGCUUGGGGGUGUCUGUCAUGGCCACCGACCAGGACUCCUACUCCACCAGCAGCACGGAGGAGGAGCUGGAGCAGUUCAGCAGCCCCAGCGUGAAGAAGAAGCCCUCCAUGAUCCUGGGCAAGGCUCGGCACCGGCUGAGCUUCGCCAGUUUCAGCAGCAUGUUCCACGCUUUCCUCUCCAACAACCGCAAGCUGUACAAGAAGGUGGUGGAGCUGGCGCAGGACAAGGCCUCGUACUUUGGCAGCCUGGUGCAGGACUACAAGGUGUACAGCCUGGAGAUGAUGGCGCGCCAGACCUCCAGCACGGAGAUGCUGCAGGAGAUUCGCACCAUGAUGACCCAGCUCAAGAGCUACCUGCUGCAGAGCACCGAGCUCAAGGCCCUGGUGGACCCCGCCCUGCACUCCGAGGAGGAGCUCGAAGCAAUUGUAGAGUCUGCCCUGUACAAAUGUGUCCUGAAGCCCCUGAAGGAAGCCAUCAACUCAUGCCUGCAUGAGAUCCACAGCAAGGACGGUUCGCUGCAGCAGCUCAAGGAGAACCAGUUAGUGAUCCUGGCCACCACCACCACUGACCUAGGUGUAACCACCAGUGUGCCGGAGGUGCCCAUGAUGGAGAAGAUCCUGCAGAAGUUCUCCAGCAUGCACAAGGCCUACUCACCUGAGAAGAAGAUCUCCAUCCUGCUCAAGACCUGCAAACUCAUCUACGACUCCAUGGCCCUUGGCAACCCAGGGAAGCCCUAUGGGGCGGAUGACUUCCUGCCUGUGCUCAUGUAUGUGCUGGCCCGCAGCAACCUCACGGACAUGCUUCUCAAUGUGGAGUACAUGAUGGAGCUCAUGGACCCCGCCCUGCAGCUGGGGGAGGGUUCCUACUAUCUGACCACCACCUACGGGGCUCUGGAGCACAUAAAGAGCUACGACAAGAUCACGGUGACCCGGCAGCUGAGUGUGGAGGUGCAGGACUCCAUCCACCGCUGGGAGCGCCGGCGUACGCUCAACAAGGCCCGGGCCUCGCGCUCCUCCGUGCAGGACUUCAUCUGCGUGUCGUACCUGGAGCCCGAGCAGCAGGCGCGGACGCUGGCGUCGCGGGCGGACACCCAGGCCCAGGCUCUGUGCGCGCAGUGCGCGGAGAAGUUCGCGGUGGCGCGGCCGCAGGCGCACCGGCUGUUCGUGCUGGUGGACGGGCGCUGCUUCCAGCUGGCGGACGACGCGCUGCCGCACCGCAUUAAGGGCUACCUGCUGCGCAGCGAGCCCAAGCGCGACUUCCACUUUGUCUACCGGCCCCUGGACGGUGGCGGCGGCGGCGGCGGGAGCCCACCCUGCCUGGUGGUGCGGGAGCCCAACUUCCUGUGAGGCCCUCCCGGGGCGCCUCCCCUCACCCCCAGGCUCACAUGUGGCCCCGCCUUUGGCUGCGCACUACCGACAGCGACGUCCACGCAGCAGAGGGACACGGGCCAUUCCAUGACGUGCCCAGGCCAACGUCGCAGGACAGAUGGGAAAUAACAUGACGCUCGGCCAAGGCCACUUCCUGAGGGCAAGUCCUAAUAGCACUGAGACACCGAGACGGCAUGUUCUUCAUUAGACGGAAAGGGAAACUGAGGCUCAGAGAGGCGAGAGGCGCUCCAGGCCACUGCAGCCAACAAACCCGCGCCCUCUUCACACGCAGCUCCUCAGGCCAUUCCCCAUGAGUCCCCCACACCCACCCCAUCCUCGGUCUUUGCAAAGAAGGGCCCGAGCUUAGUUUCCCCAGGAUUGGCCGAGGAAGGAGCACCGGCCACAGCUGCUCCCGGUGCCCCUCAGGGUGGACCCAGCAUCUCAGGAGCACCUCAGGGUGUGGGUUAAGAGACAGGCCUCCACCCCUGCACCAGAGCCUGCCCUUAGCUCCCGGUGCCCCCAGACCCCGCAGCUCUGUGCCCGGCAAGAAGCAGCUAGACACACGCCGGGGCGCCAAGCAGGGCCAGUUCCACGGACCCAUGGACAAGCCCAGCCCUGCCUCAGGGAAAACAAGGCCUUUCCUUACAGGACACGCCCCAGAGCUGUGGCAGAUUGCAGGAGCCAUCGUGUGGGGAGAAUUUAAUAAAAGCCCUUUUGAAAAUGA
Messenger RNA from Symphalangus syndactylus (siamang), 4217 nucleotides. It is a transcript of the gene RIN3, whose product is annotated as Ras and Rab interactor 3. Lineage: Eukaryota; Metazoa; Chordata; Mammalia; Primates; Hylobatidae. The record is from RefSeq and is a predicted model, not a curated record. Gene Ontology annotation, biological process: signal transduction; vesicle-mediated transport. Gene Ontology annotation, molecular function: guanyl-nucleotide exchange factor activity; small GTPase binding. Gene Ontology annotation, cellular component: endocytic vesicle; cytosol.